Helianthus annuus (common sunflower) is the source of this 915-nucleotide messenger RNA. RefSeq lists its product as uncharacterized. The coding region runs from base 1 to 807 and encodes 268 amino acids. NCBI's taxonomy places the organism in Eukaryota, Viridiplantae, Streptophyta, Magnoliopsida, Asterales, Asteraceae. The transcript is spliced from 3 exons. The record is from RefSeq and is a predicted model, not a curated record.
AUGAUUGAGUUUGCUAAAGAGGUUAUUGUACCAACAUCUUUUAAUCCUAAUCCAAAUAUUCUGGGGCAUCAUAAGAGAUUACGAAAAGUUUUUAAGGGAGCGAUUGGUGCACUUGAUGGUACUUUGAUACAUGCUAUUGUCCCUGUUGAGAAACAACAUUUAUACAGAGGAAGAGGAAAAGGCGAUUGCUAUCAAAAUGUUUUGGCCAUAUGUGACUUCAACAUGAUGUUUACGUUUCUCGUGGCCGGAUGGGAAGGAGUGGCACAUGAUUCUAGAAUAUUGUCCGAAUCUUUAACAAAUGCAAAUGCACCAUUUCCAUUUCCUCCUCCGGAUAAAUAUUAUCUAUGUGAUGCUGCUUAUGCACACACUCGAGGCUUUAUGGCACCAUAUAGAAAUGUGAGGUAUUGGCUUGGAGAUUUCCGUCGAAAUCGUGCAUUAAACGACAAGGAAAAAUUCAAUCACGCACAUGCAAAGCUUAGAAAUGUUAUUGAACGUGCGUAUGGUGUAUUAAAAGCACGUUUUCCAAUAUUAAAGAAAAUGGCUCCCUUUUCGUUGGUUACGCAACGAAAUAUUACCGUUGCAUGUUUUGCGCUUCAUAAUUUUAUACGGAAAGAGGGUUUAAGCGAUGACCUUUUUGAUGAAUAUGAUCACCCAAAUGUACACCUUCAAGAUGGAGAUGAACAUGUACAAGAUGGUGGUGAAAAUAGGGAAGAAGUACCACGACAUGGAAGUUCGGCGGACCGUGAAUUUAUGAGUCAACUUCGAGAUCAAAUAGCACAAGAACUAAUGCAAAACAAUGUACUUUGAGUUUAUUUUACUAUUUUUAGGUUAUUGAUACUUGGUGCUAUUAUGGUUUUUUUAUGUAACUUGAAUGUUAAAUGACUUUUAUUAACUAUGAUAAGUAUGAUAGUUAAA